Messenger RNA from Rhipicephalus sanguineus (brown dog tick), 9368 nucleotides. Its product is annotated as serine/arginine repetitive matrix protein 2. NCBI's taxonomy places the organism in Eukaryota, Metazoa, Arthropoda, Arachnida, Ixodida, Ixodidae. The record is from RefSeq and is a predicted model, not a curated record. Bases 1876 to 2517 code for a protein of 213 amino acids. The transcript is spliced from 2 exons.
UGCGGCUGUGAGAAAAGGGCCUAAGGUCUCUUAUUGAAGAUACUCCCGGGAACAUCCACUGCGGAGAGGGAGUGUCGAGGGAAAAGACCAACGCAGAGCGGGAAGAUGAUUUGGUUUAUUUACUUCGGACGUCGACAGAGCUUCGGCCAGCGACGGAGGAGAUGGAGCUGGGUGACCGGUUCAGACGACAAGUCUCCGCGGGAGGACACUUCGCCUCGCUACUACCGCAACCACCGAGCCGUGUUUUAGCCGCGAAGCCAUCGCCAAAGCAUGCGGCUCGUUAGACGUAGCCAGGCAAGUCUGGGAGACACGUUCUGGCGUUUAGAGUGCCACGAAGGACACAGCGUAUCGGCAGGCAGGCCACCCGGCAACUCUUAGACUUCAUUGGACACCACCUGCGCAUCAGGACGCAAAGGCGCUACUGCCUCUUAUUAAUCAAAGUGAGAGAGAGAGAGAGAAGCGAAAACACGAUAAGUAGUCAAUCCUCGACCCUGUGUGUAUGAUUGUAUUGUGCGUGCAUGUGAAGCGCCCAACAAUCUUUUGUUCAUCGUAAUCAUUGCCAAAAAGACCAGUCGUGAUCUCCUCGGCUAAGAGUCACCGCCAAAGCUCAAGCGUUCGACUCGAGAGCACCUCUUCCAACUCGUGUCUGCGUUUUGUCGGCACGUAAAGUUCAAACUUUUUUUUUCUUUGGUGCGCAUUGCUCAAGAAAACGGCGCACGCACGAAGUGCAGACAAAAAAUAUAUUAAAAAAGCACCAGUCGGUAUAGAAUUUUUCCGGAGUCCCGGAAUACCGAGAGUGGACACUCGAAGCUUGCUACAAGUGGACAGUUAUCGGUAACAUCGGUACAAGCCGUGUUCUUUUUAAUCGCAUUCACGAAGCCGGCGGUCCGUUUGUUCAACCUUCGAGAAAAGACAAGGCAACAGCAUCGCACAGAAAGCAGAUCAGAAGUCGAUCAGCUGCUGCGGCAACUGUUUCUGGGUUGCACAACGACAAACGAUUUUUCUUCUUUGGCGAUCGCUGACUAAUGGACUGGAACGAGGCUAGACGGCCCAACUGAAGAAAGAGAGAAAAAAAACCUGCACGAACAACCCAUCGUGCUCUGGCUGUCCCUGGAAUAAGAGAGACGGCGCCAAGAAAAUACGCCUCAGUGCUCCCCUCUCGGCAUCGCGCAACAAAGCCGCCAGGCUUAUUGCUGAAGUCGAUCUAGACAGCUUCCAUUCAAUGCAGCCAAAGCUCUCCAAAAUUGUCGACGACAACUAGACGGGCCUUCUUUUUUGGUACAGAAUUCUUUCCAACUGUUUCCCUUUUCAUUUUCUCAAUUCGCUCGCAGUCUUUCUUUUCUUUGUCCAUUCAAAGUAAAGGAUCGAUAGAUUUUGAGCCGAACUGGCGUUUCGCUUAGUUCAUUGUUCUCCCAAAAGAGGAGCUAGUUUCCUCUUCUCACACGACUUCGCGAGUGGUGCUUUUUGUUACUUUGUCCCGUUUCGUGCGAGACAGUGCGCGCGUGUGGUGUUAAGACUCGGAGUGUGCCGGCCGCGAGACGUCGGGUCUGCACCCGAGCCAAGGCCGUCACGCUGUGGACUCUAUACACGCUCCACCUGGUCUCGCAACCAGCUCGAGCAGCCGCAGCUGCCGCACUCGCAGCGAGCCGAGACCCCGCGGGAGGAAACAACGCCGGUGGCAGCGGCGCACCGCCGACGCGACAGUCGAUCCCGCUGCGCGAACUCACUCCAUUCGACGUACCGUUCGUACCCGUUCCCACACCGCCACCACGUCGCGCCACUAACACGCUGCCGCAUCGCGGCUGCCUAACGCUAAGCCACCGGCCGUACUCGACGCUAAACCGCCACGCCACGUUCGCCGAACCCGUGGCAGAGAUGGCUGGCACUAGCAGCAGCGCUGGCGGAAGCGGCAGCAGCGGAGCCGGGAGCGGCAGCAGCGUCCAGCCACCGCGAACGCUGCCCCCGACGCCGCGCUUCAAGAGCUUCAGUUCGUCUUGCCUGCACAGCCCGACGACCGAGCUGCACACGUACUCGGACGUGUCGCCCACGGACUUGGCGGCGACGCCCACGUGGCAGGAUCGGCCGACGUCCCGCUUCGUGUUCUCCAUCUCGCCGCCCAGGGCCUCCUCGUGUCUGGGCAACCAGAGCCCGCAAGAGUACCGGCCCCUGUGCGCGACGUCCGGCGACGGCGAACGCGCCAGGGGCGGCAGGGGGGUGCGCGGAGGAGGACUCGGCACAGCGACCAAGGAGGACGAAGACGAGGACGUGAGCCGGAAGGCGCGCUGGAUCAUCAUUACCACCGCCGUGUCGCUCUUUGUGAUGAGUGUGCUCCUGGUGGGCAUCAUGCUACGGCUGGCGCCCGUCAUCGACGACCUCGUGAGGAAAGAGAACGAGAACCUGUUCCGGCUUCCGACGUCCACGGCUGCCACCACCACGACGGGAGGCGCCGUGACGGCGACCACGGCGUUCACACCUGACAACGCGACGCUGACAGCGCCGACGGUGGCCGUCGGCUGACGUCGACGCCUGGCCAUGACUGAUGCGCGGCCCCAGUGCUAUCGCCACCACCACCACAGUCGCCGCAGGAGAUGCUCAUUCCUGUCACGAGACAACGCCGGGAGGACUCGGACGUUUCCCGAUUUAGAUGACGCGUGUUGCCUCACACGAGGAAGGCACCGGAGGCGCGUGUAGCUUGACCAAGCAUGGUUUCGUCAGUUCAGCGGCGCAGAACCAGAACAUUCAUUAGCGUACUCGCGGACAGUCAGAAAAUCGCUCCAGUCCCCUCACCACAAGAAUUCACUGAUUCUCCACAUACGUUCGCCUUUUUUAACUUUUAGUUGGUAGUUACAUUACGCGGAAAUUUUCUCUUACAUACCUGUACAGUUCGCGUUUUAGUCUUGUUCAACUUAUGUUUUCUCCAAAUUACGUUAAGAAAUUCAGCAAGUUCUUGCUUUUCUUUUUUCUUUCCCAAGCCACAUUCGCUCAUCACCUUAGACACUCUUUCAUGGUUUUAAAAUGUGUCUUGUGAAUCCUUGACAGAGACCACAAUUUAACGUCACGUUUAAAUUGAACUAGAAAACAGUAAUGCAUUAUAACUUACGUUACCUUGUUUAACUGCAGCAUUUGCAGGAAAAAAAAAUCCGUUUUACAACAAAAGUUUUAAAUGAUAGCACUUAUGAGCGCGUUAAGUUAAGAAAAAUCAAGUGCAGAAAUUCCAAUCUGGUAUUUCUUUUGUCUGAAUUCUACACACUACAAUAAUCAACACAAUUCAAUUACGAUGCUGUGGAGCCAACUUUUCGAACAUUGAUACUUUCAUACUUGACACUGGUGCCUGAGGGGACGGAGAGGGCUCUGCAUGCACAAUUGUGUUUCUCAUCCUCAUCAGCUCCAACUCGUUCUUUACCGCUGGCCACAUGAAAUCCCAGGGAGCACGAGUUAAAACGCGUUGCUCAAAAAGCUGCCCGCGUGGACCUCGAUAUGGAGCCUGCAGUUUUGGCUCUGAACUUUCGAUCGUGUGGUUGCACAUAGCGUACGGGCAGGCAACACUGGAAACGCCAACUUCGACAACUCUGGGGGAAGUUGGCCUGACAAGCAUGCCGCGUUGUAUAGGCUCGAAUGCCAGCCACACUGUGCGCGGGGCCCUCCGAAGUCUCCGUCAACUGGAGUCACCGGUGAUGCCUGCCAGCGUGUGUUUCACAUCUUCUCUGUGUCAAGGCGGUAAUUAGUCGAGAUAACGGACGCGCCCCCAACCGGGCCAUUCGCAGUCACCGGUGAUUACGUCACUGCAGUGUUGUUCUUUUUUUUUCUGUCUGUCCGUCUUAAUUUCCUCCUAUCUCUCUAAGUCAUUACGUGUAGCAUUUGCUCAGUCCACGCGAGUCCAAAGUGAACCUUUUCCGCGUGUACGUCUGACCAUCCAUUGUGUUGUUCUUUUUUCUUCGUUGUGUUUGCAUUGCGUCGUCGGUGUUUACGUUCAAAGCGCAGACUAAACGAGCGAGAAUGGCGAGAGAAAAGACGACUGAAGGGGCCAUGAAUGAAGUGCCGAAAACUUCAUGCGACGCAGUCGCGUUCGUCUAUUGUUUGUAUAUAUAGAGUGCACAAUACUGGAGCCCAAAUUGCAGUCUUUUUCUCCGGUAUAGUAAUGAGACAUGACUGUCUGGUUGUUAUGAAAGUUCUUAAUACCCGCAGGGGCAAGCUAAGUGCAACACUUUUUGUCCUUGCUUAUACUCUCCUAUACUGGUAGCAUACAUACUAAUUUAUAUCGUGCUUUUAUUUAUUCUCUCGUGCUUUUAUAUCGUGUGCUGCUGUAGGGAUUCGCGACGUAAUGUCGCUUAUGCCUCCUCAUUUCAGUUCGUUUUUCUUGUUGUUUUUUUAAAUAACUUACAAACGGCUUUAAGCGUCGAGGUAUCAUCGCAAAUCAAAUCAACCAUUUUCAAACUGCUAUGAUUCCACGGAUCGUACCAUUCAGGCAACGGCAGUCAUUACUGCUUCACACGACACCUAUUGGUAGAAUGACUGAAUUUUAUCACACGAAUAAUGCGCGUCUUUAGGUAGCGCGCAGUUCUUAACGUCAGUUUAAAUACCGAAGGGAGAGUGUGAAGAAGUCUAGUUAGUGUUUCAAAAGAGAAAACUUAAGUAAAAUGCGAUGUACGACCUAACGCACUAUGUUGAACAGACCUGUCGAACUAUGGAACCACCUAGCGUGUGACGCCACAGCUAAAACAGUUGUUACCCUACGGCAGAUUUUCAACUUCAAUUCGUGAUCACUGAAGCGUAUUUCUGCGUGAGAAAUUGAACGCUCUAAGUUUCUGUGUGGCCCCCGUUCUAAUCGGCAUGGGGGGCUGCAAUGCUUUGGAAGUGUAAAUUACUGUGACGCAUUGCUCAAACAAGUUGUAGAGGCAUGAUCUUCUUUCAUGGUCCCCGCGGUUUGUACAAGUGUAUUGAUAAGACGAGUGAUAUAAUAUACCGCGUGCGUGACAAGAUUGAGCGUGCAGUGUAGCGUUGUUUAGUGAUACAAUGUAUAGAUGUUACGAAAAACUUGUCAACUCUCGAUGGUCUUGCAGUGGGUGAUAGUUUUGUUUCUGUAGAGAUUGUAUACAGUCUUUUGGUAGAAGUGUACUAACGGCCGGAAUCGAAAUGCGACCUAUAUGUAGAUCCGGUGAAGAAAAAUUGCACGAGCAGCUCUUGCUUGAACGUUCUUUUUUUUUUUUUUUGUCUCUCUCCUAAAGCGCACGCAAAACCGAACAUAGUUGCGUGACGACGAGACACACGUAAAGCAUUAAACCUAGCUAAAAGUUGACAAAAACAAAAAAAAAAGCUAAUAUAGGUACGUAUAGUUGUGCCUGCCGUGAUUUGUGAUGCAGCAACUGCAAUAGGAGAUGGUAGGCACUUUUAUUGAGGGCUGGGACUCGCCAAGGAAAGGGUGUAAAAUAGCAUACUUUCCCGCAAUGCUUUCGCGCUAAAGUAUGCAGUACACUUUAAUUCAGUUAGGAGUGCACACGCAUGAACUUAUUGAAGCAGAGUUUACCGAAUUCGCAGCGCAAGCGACCAGCACUUUCAAACGCAUUGCUUGGAAGGUAACACAAUAGGCUUUAUUUUCUUUUUUUUCGUGCUAACUUAAGAUAAUUAGUGUUCGCCCGUGCGCUGCGACUGAUGUUAAUCCUGUACUUGCAAAUGUGGCUAAACGUAAGAAGCUCCUCCUUUGCUCGUUUUGAAACCGCCGCAUUUUUUGCUAGAUGACUAAAAUGAAAUAAAAAAUAAGGUAGUAGCAUUUCGUCGCUCUCUUCGUACACCGCAAGUGACGUUUCCAUGCACCAGUGGCCGAAACCUGCCUGCAUAUACAGUAACGCCUCACACCGCACUAAUUUUAUGCGCUCGACGGAAAGGUGGUGGCGAGCAUGGGACUGCUAAGUGAAACCCCGUGCGGCCUCCGCACAAGACUACACAAAGGAGACUAUCCCCCGUUUUAUACGAACGCACGUACUCAAUCCGCGCAUCAGCUCGGCAACCCAGAGACCCGCUUUAUACGACAUCCAAUUUGCCAAGCGCAGCAGGCACAGGACCUACGUGAAACCGAAAGUUUUCUUUAUGCGUUCCAGGCAAGCACUUUAUAUACAUAGCUCGGCGAUGCGAAGAUGACUGCAGUGCGGUCCGCGAACCCUUCCUGUAAUACCGAAUUCAUGUAUACGCGGCAUUUCCAUCGGUCCAUCUAGAAUGCACCCCAGUUGGAGAACUGUAGCUUGAACUGGCCUCUGGAACUAGAUUGCAUUGAUUAACUGGCAGCGGUAAGUGGUACCGCGAGUUAAUGUUCUAAUGCUGCGUAAUUAUAGUUUCGCGGCUAACCAGUAUAACGCUCCCGGCGCUGCAGCUCGAAAAGGAGUCGUUGUUGCGUGCAGCGCUUGUGAUGGGCAGAAUGCAGCAAAGCCUGGCGACAAAAAUGAAGUGGUGUCUCUGUAAUACGACGACGCGAAAGCUGCCAAACACGCCCCCGAAAUCAACCCCGAUCUCAAUGCAUACAAUUACAGAGUGGAAAGAUGGAGUGAAGCAUUGGAUACGAUGCGAACUAGUCAUAGUUUAUAGACAAUCGCAGCGGAGCCACUUUGCAAAGGUAUUACGACGCAUUUGUACACUGAAAGAAGAGACGCGAUACUCUCCUGGUACACACGCAAAGACCGGCGCGUGAUAGCACAAGCUGUUCACGCGCGUUGACUCCCUUUGAUUUUCUGCAUUCGUUUCUCUUGUUUAGAAAAGCAUAGCGCACAUCCUCGGUGUAGUCAUCUAUAGGACGUCUCGUGUUCAGGUCAGACUAUCUGUGUAUGCAUGAGCGAGCUGGACCUUACUCCAUUGCGAGAGCGCCGUUAGAGUCUAGAUUCCAUUGCGAGAAAACGCAUUACGUUACGUUGCUGUAUUUAUCGCUUCAUGUCGUGUCGCGGUCAACUUACUAUGUCUUAAAUAAUGGGAACUGGCGAACACAAUCGGUACGAAGGGGUGUUACCAGACUAUUCGUUUCUCAAAGGAAGCAAUGAAAAACUACGACGGUAAAACGUGGCUCGGUAAACAUAGGAAAACAUGACUCGGCAUCAAUAAGACAAACCAUUUUCGAAGUUAAGCGUUACUGGUUGAGGAGAGACAGACACUAGUCAGUUUUAAAAGAACGUCAUAAGAGCAACAUAUUUAUAUGUCGCAAGUUAUUAUACAAGGUCCAUUAACCAUCGCCACUUCGAGAACAUUGCGAAAACCUUGUCUGAAAGAGCGCUAUGACGUCAACUUUUCGGAACCAUAAACUGCGUCGAAUAGAAAGCUCUGCGUUUGGUCUAACAGCGUGUAAGUGUUUACUUGCAUGAAUGUAUCCAACUAAAUUUUAUUCGAGUAACCACCUGUCGACUGUGUACUAAAAAAAAUUGUGAGCUCGUUAAUGCCUGUUCAUGCAGUGCUGGCUUCUAAUUUGACGGUACAGCAUACAGCAUGCCAUGGCUAAGUAUAGCAGCGACGGUGGCCAGAAACAGUCGUAGCUAACGCUGCACAGGUGUGACGGUAUAGAAGUUGCGUACGCUCUUCCGUCCGGGCUUCAUUAGGCGUGCAUUGUUGACAGCUUCGGCAAUGCGCACCUCCUCGAGCUAUAUAUAUAACACACGGCGUUCACACGAUGAGAUUAUCCGAGUGCCGACAGAUACGGGAUGUGCUGUGUGACAAGCUCGGUUGGCUGGCGUUGCAGUGGUACAAAAUGGAAGGUGCGUGUCGGACGUGGAACCCUUUCAACACAUUACUCAAUGUCGCGUUUUUACUGAUAUGCGCAGGCGGGGCGAGCAGUGGCAAUGGGUAUCACACGUUGGCUGUGCAGGUUUCAAGCCUUUGUCGCUUUGACUGAGCACCCUUGUCACGUCACUAUCUCUUCUCUAUACGGAAGAAACUCGCAGUUGUAAAAUUGCGCGUGAUGUUUGUUCGCAAAUGAAUGUAUGGCAGGUACAUUACGUCAGUAUUAUUCCAAUUCCAUUAAUUUUUUGUUUCGCAUGUUGCUCGUCGCGCCACCCUCCGCGUUUAUUAGAAUAACCAGACACUAAGGAACGGCAGGCGAUAGCAAUAGUUACGUUAUUCAGGGUCAUCUUUUUGUCUAUCGAUGUUGAGAAUUGUUCCCGGCAAGAUAAAGUGCGGUUGUGUUUAUAGGUUAUUCGUUCUCGACUCUUAUUCUGCUAAUGCUUUUUGAGUAUCAGUCAGGAGACGAGUCUGGUUCUCAUAAUACCCCGCCUGGCACGAUCGUAUUUUCAUUUGUUUAUUUUUUCUUUCAACCAUUGCCGAAAAGGAAAUUGCUGAAACUAUGAUUUAUUCCUUCGUGGACAGUUGGCAUGAUUGCCUUCGAGGAGUUACACAUGCUCUAGCCACGCGUAACCGCAGCAAACGUUUUAAUAUACCGUAUUUACUCGAAUUUAGGCCGGCCCCGAGUCUAAGCCGACCCCCGAAGUUUGCAAGGCCAGAAAAAAACUUAAUCAUUGUACUCGAAUCUAAGCCGACUCCCCCCCCUCCCUUUCGCACAUCGUUUUUUCGUAAAGAACAUCGGCUUAGAUUCGAGUAAAUACGGUAUGCGAGAAGGCGUGAUGCAUCAGUGGGAGCCGAGAAGCACGGUUAAGGACAAAAAUGUUGUUAACUUGAAACAAUUAUAUAAAUUAUCUUGAAUUAGACAAAAGUUACCAACUGAUCAUGAGCAGUCAUGAGGCUACUUCAUAAGUAUCGACGCAGGUCUCUGAGAGACUUUUUGUUAAGAGAAAGUAUUGAAAAACUUGCUUCCUUUCGCAACCUGAAAAUUGAACGAUUUGUCAGUGUGAACGAAUUCAUUCAAAGAUAUAAGCACUGAAGGGUCGACAAUAAAAGCGUUGAUGGCACGCAAAACAAAGUGAGCUCGUCGCCGAGGAAAUUCUGAAAGCACAGAUGGUGUAAAGACCCCAAAGAAAACGAGUGCACAGAGUGUUGCUUGUAUCCUUAUUCACCGUGCCGCUCUCGACACCUCCUUCCUUUCUAUCUGGGAUCACUCACAUGGUUAGGUGAGACAAUGAAAAGAAAAAGUUCGUGGAAGCUUCUUUUUUUCCUUCGGCCAGAACUCUUAUUCCCGCACAAGUUUGCGACGUGAGUGUGACGUUGCGCCAGCAAAGGUGACGCAUCUUCUUGACGUUCAGUGUUUCGCGGGUGACAUUCCUGUCAUCGAGGGAAGAUUUCGUGUGCAUUGCAACACUUUUCUUUUUAGCGCCGUGUUCUGUUUCCAUUCCCAGCUACUCGCGUGCCAAAGCCGUGUGUGAUGUUGUAUUUGCAAACGUGCUAUUAAUAAUACUUGUAUGUUUCUAGUCACUCGAUUAGGUUUAUAUCGCAAGGAGACAAAUAAA